CCCCCCCCCACACCCCCCUUGUAACUUUAAGUGUUAUGACAAAUGGUUUCUUAACUAUAUAUGUUUGUUAAUGCUCCUAAAAAUGUAUUUAUAUUAUAGGCUCUAAAUAUAUUGUUUAAUUUAUACUUUGCUAGAGUUCCUAACUGUAUGUUUGCUGCUUUAACUAAAAUCACCCCUUUUUUCCCCAAGAAAUGUCAAGUACACUACAGUUAACCUAUCACAUGUGCACUUUGUUCUAAUUUGACAAUUUAGAACAACCUCUGCUCAUCUAGUUCAUAUCAUUUAAAUUGCAGAGGCUGGUGUUGUUGCUGGCUUAGUUAUAGUGACUAUUUCAACUUGUAACUCUUGUUUAUUUGCAAACUUCCUCAGUUAAAAAAAAUAUUUGAAAAUAAUUGAAUAACCUCGUAUAAUAAUAACCUUACUUUUAAACUCUAUUUUAAAAUUACUUUUGAAUAAUUAACAUUUCUUAUUAAAAUAGAAAAACCGAAUUCUAUCCCAGAUGUUGUUCUGUUGUAAGUAUGUAGUGUUGUUUUUCUAUUUCAAGUGUUUAAAAAAAUAAAGUCACUUAUACUCUAAUUUUGUUUGUUUUUAAGUGAACUGCCUCUCUGUCACUUUGUCAUCCAUCAGAGAAACUGUUCCUGAUUGAAAACAAAGUUAUGUAUGUUAUGUUAAUUCUUGACCACACUCAUUGCAGUCAUUUUGGCUUCUGAGGUCCUGAACAAACAAACAAACUGGGUAAAAGACACGAAAAUUCCACAUCGUACAUUUAAAUAAUUCAUUUGCUGUAUUUUAAUAUUACAGUCACAAUUAUGAAUAUUUUUUUUCUUUUCCUGUCGGAAUUCCAGUUCCACAUCUCCAUGGCAAAUUGAGAUCACAUUUCAGGUUGUUUGUUUGCUGCACGUUUCCAUAGUCACCAGUGUUUGCAUUAGUUGUUAACUUGGACUGUGUGUGGUGUACUCAGUGGACUUGGACUAUUAAAAUGGUAAAAGGUGGGAAGCGGUAUUCUUCAAUGAGCAACGAUGGCAAAUGGUUUGCUCAUCCAGUUUUACCAGAAAAUGAGACAAGGAAUCGUGAGACUUGUACAAGCACUGGGAUCAUGCUGACUCAGGUUAAACCAUCAUUGCCUCAGGCUUUCAACUUCAAGCGCUAUCCAAAAUGGAAAACUCAGCAGGAACCCAGAGAAUAUCCAUUCUCAGACCAUGACAACAAGUAUGCUUUGAAAGACAACAUCUCUAUCUUCACUCAUGGUGUGGGACGCAGGAAGUGUCUUGAAGAUCACAGACAGCACAACACCCACUUCUGCCUUUGCCAUGACGCAGCUGACAGCAGCACUGAAGAGAUUGGGGGGAACAUCUACCACACUGACUUUGUGGUGAAGCAGGCUGUUAAUGUUCCAACCAGCACCAGAAGGUUCCCCCGCAACCACAAGCAGAAGUCUGCAGAGGCAGCUUUGGCACAAGCAGGGGAGCCAUUCAUGUGGUUUGGACGACACGACUCUGACCCCUCAGAGAACCUGCAAGGGCUGGCACCUUCCAAACCCUAAGAUGCUCCUACAUUUAGGGCACUAGAUGGCAUAGCAUAGAGAGGGUCCAGCGAACUUUCCGGAGGGUGCUGCUGUCAAAUAAAGCAUUGAAUUAGGAACGUCGGAUAGCAUUUUCUCUUGUUAGGAGAAGCCUGGAGUAUUUUGACAGUUAUAUUCCAAAUAGGGAAAAUUAGGAACUUUACAAACCAGAUUUUAUUCCACAACAAAUCCAAAUAGACUGGAAAGUGGACUGUGAACAAUCCACUUAAAGUAAAUUAUUAGUAAAUUAACAAUAUAUAUAAUCAGUACAUCUUAUUAUAUAAUUGACUGUGUUUAAGUGGAUUUGAUGAUGCUAUUUUGAGACAUGUAGUAAAUUGUCCUGUAUUUAAAUAUACUUUUACGCACAUAAUCUGUAUGUAGGCUACUUGAAAUGUAACGUAAAAAAAAGUCAGUAAAGUGUCAGUGUCAAAUUACUCUUUCAGGUAUGUUAUUAAAAUGGAUUAAAGCGA
Messenger RNA from Micropterus dolomieu (smallmouth bass), 2031 nucleotides. RefSeq names its product testis expressed 36 (gene tex36). Lineage: Eukaryota; Metazoa; Chordata; Actinopteri; Centrarchiformes; Centrarchidae. The coding region runs from base 980 to 1543 and encodes 187 amino acids. The record is from RefSeq and is a predicted model, not a curated record. The transcript is spliced from 4 exons.